This is a messenger RNA of Actinia tenebrosa (Australian red waratah sea anemone), 7238 nucleotides long. RefSeq lists its product as uncharacterized. The record is from RefSeq and is a predicted model, not a curated record. NCBI's taxonomy places the organism in Eukaryota, Metazoa, Cnidaria, Anthozoa, Actiniaria, Actiniidae.
GACCUUCCAUUGGCUUACUGAUUGGCUCAGGAAGACCAGAAGGGCCUCCAUCGUCAGAUUCAUCUUGGGUUUCUUGGUUACUCUCUUUGUUUCCUAAGUCAAGUGUUCUACCUGAUUCUAAAAGCGACAAUGAAGGAAUGGCUUGAAAUAGAGGACGAACACUUGAUAACUCACCCUGCAGCAAUUACUGUGCAUCUUUGGUAGACUGCAUGGAUGCUCGAUCCAUAGAAAAAGUAGAGAGGAGAUGGAUCAAUGAAAUUCACAGCGAACGUCGAGUGUCAACGAAAACCAACAUCCCUAAAACAAAAACAAAUGACGUUUCAAGCCUUUUUCUCCUACAAAAAAGACUUCGAGAUGAAAUCGCCCGAAGAUCGUCCGAAACCUCAAAGGGAGUAUUAUCUGAUUCAUACUUGAAUCAAUUAAGAAAACUAAAUAAAGAACUCUCAAUCAAAAGUAAUGCCUUGCACGCCACCCCAGAAAAAUUUCGUGGGCCAAAAUGGUACGAGUCACGUUCGAAGCUGGCCCAUAAUUUAAGAAGACUUAUACUGAUGUUGGCUUCGAGAAACUUGGACGACAUACUUCGACCAAGCCCUGUUGCCAUGGAAACAGGAGGACGAAGAGAAAAAACAUCUAGCUCCAAUAUGGCGUUUGAUAUUGGAUUCGUUGUUGAUGGCUCAGAUAUUGUCGAAGAACAAGGUUCAGGAAACUUUAGAAAACUCUUAGAAUUUGUCAAGAAAGUCCAGCGAGCGUUACCAAUAUCCGUAAAUGGGAUACAUCUUGGUUUGGUAACCUAUGGUGACGAGGCAGAAGAUAACAUGGACUUUAACAUCAACUUCAACCAAAAGAAUUUUGAGUCGGCAAUUGAUGGGAUCAAUUAUCCUGGAGGUGUGACGAAAACUGGGGAUGCUCUUGGGGUGGUGAUGAAAGAACUGUUGCCCAGCAGCAAGAGAGUUCAGGUUCAGCAUGUUAUCGUGCUCUUGACAGCUGGCAAGUCUGAAGAUGAUCCUGUAUCCAUCGCCGAAGAAAUUAAAGCUAGCGGAGCCGUAAUGUUCUGUAUUGGAGUUGGUAUGAUGUUUGAUCGUGCGCAACUGGACGCUAUUGCUAGUUCACCAUCUUCAACUCACGUGAUGACUGUUGGGUUUAACGCGCUUGAUUCAUUGGUCAAGUCUUUGGCUGAUGCCAUUGUUAUAGAUGUCCAAAAAGGCCCUAGUCAAAAUAAGGCUGGAAGCGACAGACCAAAAACAGUACAGGAUGAAGGUGGUCUUGUAGAGGCAAAAAUCGACUUAGGUUUUCUCAUCGAUGGAUCAUCCACAGUCGGAGAAGACAAUUUCCGUUCAGCUCUUGAUUUUGCUUACAGCAUUUUUGAAAAUUUUUGGACAUCAUUUGGAAGCGUAAAUGUUGGUGUUGUGGUAUUCGGCAAAGACUCAAAACUAGCUUUUGACUUUGAGAAUUCGUACAGUGGAAAACUUGCAAUCAAAGAAGCUAUCGACAGCAUCAGCUAUCCUUCUGGGGAUAGUUAUCUUGGUGAUGCUCUUCAAGCUACAAAAGCUUAUUUGUAUGGCAGCAAACAAGCGGACGGCCGUCGUCGUAUUCUCGUAGUUAUAUCAGGAAGCACUUCAGAAGAUGAUAUUUUCUUAGGUGCUGGCGAGUUGACGGCUGAUUCUGUGACGGUUUUCUGUGUUGGUGCAGGGACAUUCUACGAUAUGGAUCAGCUUACUGGAAUCGCUACUAAACCUGCAAAGAGGCACAUACUUACGGUUCCAGAAUAUUCGAAACUAAACAACAUAAAAGAAACACUGAUCAACAAAAUUGAAGAAGCCAGAACAGCCUUCCUCUCACCAAAACCAACACCUUCACCCGAUGAACCUGAGAUGACAACAAAAUCUCCAUUUGAAGUUACAUCUAGCCCUAAGAACCAGCCAGGAGGUAGUACCCCUGGUAGUCAACCAGGUGGAAGUACCCCAGGGAACCAACCAGGUGGAAGUACCCCAGGAAACCAGCCAGGUGGGACCACGCCAGGCAGUCAACCAAGUGGAAGUUCCCCAGGAAACCAACCAGGUGGAAGUACCCCAGGAAACCAACCAGGUGGAAGCACUCCUGGGAACCAGCCAGGUGGAAAUACCCCAGGCAACCAGCCAGGUGGAAGUACCCCAGGGAACCAACCUGGUGGAAGUACCCCUGGCAACCAGCCAGCUGGAAGUACCCCUGGCAGCAAGCCAGGUGGAAGCACCCCUGGGAACCAACCAGGUGGAAGUACCCCAGGGAACCAACCAGGUGGAAGUACUCCAGGUAAUCAACCAGGUGGAAGUACCUCAGGAAAUCAACCAGGUGGAAGUACUCAGCCAGGAACACCUGGGAGCAGUGUCCAGGAACAUCCAUCGCCAAAUAGCUCAUCUUUACCUCCUCCCACAAGGGUUGAAAGGAAUGUCAGUACACCUGGUGAAUCCCCUGGAACUGACACAGGUGCCAACAAGAAACCAAAUACAGGGUCUCCGACCAAUAAAGAAGAGAGCGGAAUUAAACCUGUGACAAAUCAAGAGGAUGUCCUUGACCUUGUCUUUCUCAUCGAUGGUUCAAAUGCAAUGAACACCCAGACCUUCACCAAAGCAAAAGACUUCAUGAAAAACAUUUAUGGAAACUUUCCAAUUUCUCAAGAUGCAACUCAUGUUGGCUUUGCAGUUUAUGGAUGUACACCGAAGGUCGUUUUUACUCUCACUGACUACACAUCGCGGCAGAGUCUGAAUAAGGCUGUAGAUGAGUAUCAGUACCAGGAGUGUGAAAAAAAGCUACUUGGUGAAGGCCUUUCUUUUGUUAGAAAAGUAAUUUUCGACGAAAGCGCAAGACCCGGAGCACAAAAGGUUCUGGUUGUCUUAGUAGCUGGAGCCUCAGAAGAUGACGUCAGGCCUCCCUCACGUGACUUGCGCGACCACGGAGUAAUAAUAUUUGCUGUUGCUAUUGGCAACAGUGCAGACAAGAAUCAGUUGACUGAAAUAGUAAGCUUUCCACCUGAAGACAAGUUAAUGUUCGCUGAUCCUCAAAAGAUGAUACAGAAGUUGUCUCCAGUGGUACAGAAUAUAAGACAAGCUCUAAGUAAAGGUGCUCCGCCGGGCCCAAUAGAAGUUAUAAUGGAACUAGGAUUCUUAGUGGAUGUUACAUCCGACAGCUUCACAGCCGAUUUCUUCCCGAAAGUCCUACGAAGCAUAAAAAUGAUCUACAGCGCAUUCGUCGUCAAUCAAGAUAAAACACGAGUGGGCGUUGUCACAUACAAUGGAAGCCCUUCUAUUGCUAUCGCGCUGAACCAAUACAACACAAUAGAGGAUAUUAACGCUGCUGUCGAUGGUAUCAAGCAAAGCUCUGUCAAAGGUCCUGGUUCUUUGGGUCAAGGGAUAACCUACACGACCAACUCGUUUUUCAAAGGAAACACAAGAAUACAGACACCCACGGUUCUAGUCAUAAUUACAAGUUCUAAGUCACGUGAUGACGUGGGUAACCCAGCAACCGAGGCCAAAAGCUUCAAUACUACCAUAUUUGUUAUUGGAGUCGGAUCCAGUGUCGAUAAGGCAGAGCUGAAUUCUGUGGCGUCACCAUUGGCUGUAGAUCACGUGAUGUUAGUUGAUUACUCUUCCAAGGACUCCGCUUCUGAAAAUGGUGCUUUUAGAAUCAAGAAAGCUGUGCAAGUGAACCUUGGUUUCCUGGUCGAUGGCUCCCAAUCUGUCCCCAAAGCCAACUUCAUAUAUAUAUUGGACGCUGUCAAAUACAUCUGCAGUGCUUACCCGAUAUCAAAAGAAGACGUUAACGUUGGACUUGGGAUCAUAGAAACAGAUCCAUCAAUCAUCUUUGACUUUGAUAAAUAUUUUACUAAGCCAACAUUGAAUUCAGCCAUCGAUAGUACAGAACACCCUGGACGAGGAAAGACCCUUAACCUUGGAAAAGCACUAUCACGUGUCAAAACUGAGAUGUUUGAUAGGAGUUCAAGGCCGCUUGUGCGUAGGGUGUUGAUAGUGAUUUUGGCGGGAAGCCCUAGUGACCAGUACACGGAUGCAGUCCGGUCGCUAAGAGACGAUAAAAUCGAAAUUUUCGUGUUUUCUGUUGGGGGUGGAACAGGAAUUAAAGUAACGGAAGAAGUCGCUAGCAUGCCACAUGAGAUCCAUAUCGUUCAUAGUACCAGUAUUGAUACUGUUAAUACACAAGCGCUGGAGUUGAUUGAAAAUCUACAAAUCGCUAAAGUUGGCAUUGAUGUUCCCCCGCCAAAAGUACUUCCACCAAGCCCACAGUCCAAUAACGGUGUAAUAGAUCUUGUAAUUCUCAUCGAAGGCGGAGACAACACGAAACCCCAAGACUUUGAGCAAAUCAAAGAAAUAGUCAAAGCUAUUUAUAGGUUCUUCCCAGUUGCCAAAAGUGGUACACACGUUGCCGUGGCUGUUUUCUCCGGGACAACCAAAAUAAUAUUCAAUCUGUUCACGUAUUUCACUGUCAAUGAAAUGGAUGAUGCUGUUGAUAGUGCUCCUUACCCGGGUGGGGAGAGUAAAACCGGAAACGCGCUAACGGAAAUCAAGACUAAAAUAUUUGAUCCAUAUGGAAGGCAAGACAUCCCACACGUCUUGGUGACAGUUAUGACAGGACCUUCUGCCGACAACGUCGACGUUCCCGCCAAUGCGUUAAAGGGUGCAUGUGUAUUAUUGUUUUCUAUGGGCAUGGGGACGCAGUUCAGGCCGACUGACAUUGAGAAAGUCGCGAGUUCGCCUCGUUCGAGUUAUACAAUGGUUAGUGAAACGUUCUCGCAUGAUGUCUCGUUGGGCGAGUUGAUGGCUGCCAAGAUGCUCAAAGUUCUUUCAGUUGUGCAGGGCUGGAAUAAACAGUGCAUCCCAAAGGGAGAAACGAAGCUCGACCUAGUCUUCCUGCUGGAUGCUUGUCGCGACAUCCCCUCACCAUCCUUCAACAAAGAAACAAAUAUCGUACAAUCAAUCGCCACAUCUCUUCCAUCUGCCCAAACAGAAACACAUAUAGCAGUUCUAGCUUUCUCUGGAGGGGUAAUCGUGGCCAAAGAUCUUCAAAGCCAAAACACCGACUUAGCUGGCUCACUGAGUAAACUUCAAGCUUCCGAUAAUGGCUGCCCGGUUGGUGCCGGUCUAACGAAAGCAAAUGAAAUAUUCCAAAGUCAAGGUCGUAAAGGAGUCUUAAAAAUUAUCAUCGUUAUUACUGGGGGAAAGUCAGACGAUGAUGUAACCGCACCAGCUCAAGAGUUGCAGAAGACUGGGGUGAUAGUGUAUACUGUAGGAUUGGGUAAAGCCAAUGACCUGAGUACUCUCGGAAGCAUUUCAAGUAGUCCUGCCUCAGAGUUUGUUAUCGAGGAACCGGAUUUUCCUUUCAGCACUAAUGCACAAAGUGCUUUGCUGACAGACUUAAAAGGAAUCUUUGUUAUCGGCAAUGACUUGAUGUGCUCUCCAAAAGUUUGUAACCAGCCAACAACCACCACAGCGCCCCCAACCACACGACCAACCAAACCAGCACCACCAAUGCUUCCCCCGACCCUACCCUACAAAGUAGAUUGUCAUCUGGAUGCUAAUAAUCGAUCGCCUAUAGAUAUCGUGUUCCUGAUCGAUGGAUCCGAAGCUAUUGACGAAAUGGAUUUCCGUAGCCUAAUAGAAAUUACUAAAAUAACUAUCAAUCAGUUUCCGAUCUCUAAAGAUGGCGUUCAUGUUGCUCUAGUCAUUUAUGGCUCGAUAACGAAAAUAGUUGUUAACCUUGAUCAGCUCUACGAUCUUAAAAGUAUCGAAACAGCGGUUAGAGAUUUAAGGCCUAUAGGCGGCGCGCCGGCCAUUGGGCAAGCUUUACAAACAGUUAAAGAUUCGGUAUUCGCGGCCAAGUCUCGCGUAGAUGUUCCUAAGAGGUUAGUCCAUAUGAUGUGUGGUAAGACAAUUGAUGAUGUGGUCAAGCCUGCGAGGGAGUUACACGCUAUGGGUGUGUUGGUGAUUACUGCUGGGACGUGCCUGGCUGUUAGUAAGCCAGAGUUAUGUGUGAUAGGCAGUCCACCUACGUGUGAGAAUGCAUUGAUUAUGAAGUCUAUGAAUCCAGUUAUGGCACCGGCGUGUGAGUUUGCUGAAAAGAUACUAAAAGGUGUUCCUCCCAAGAGAAUCCCCACGAAUCCUACAAUAGGGACUCAAACAACUCCUACGACCGAGCAAACAACAGUCCCAACAACAGUCCCAACGACAGGCCAAUCACCUACUAGUCCUACACUAGGAACCAGUCCCCCGCCGCAGCCUAAUGCUCUAAUCGGUGUCCACGUGCCCGUUCCCGUACCAGUCCCUGUACCUGUUGCCGUACCUGUAGACCCAUUCUCACACCAACCCAUUCCUGGUCAUAUCACAAAUGGAGUUUAUUACCCAAAUGAGCACCAGAUGGCUAAUAGUCCAGUAAGGUACCCAAUGACACCCAAUAAUGCAAUGGAUGAUUUAAUGAAAAGUACUCAGUACAAAAGCCCACUAAUUGAACAAGACGAAGGUGAAGAAGAACUUUCGAACCAGCCUCCAUUGAUCGAUCCCUUGUUCCCAGAUCCCAACUAUGUGCACCCUGUGUCUCACCAUAUCUACCAUAACGGGAGAAUACUCCCACAUCCGGGAUAUCCUCAACAAGGUCACAUGACAGGAUUUGGAAUUCAGAUGGCAAUGACUGGAUUUGAAAAUCCUGGUCAACGUCACGUGACAGGAUAUGGAAAUAAUGCCCAGCGUCACGUGAUGGGAUAUGGAAAUCACGGUCAUCCUCACGUGACAGGAUAUGAAAAUCACGGCCAGCGUCACGUAGCGGGAUAUGAAAAUCACGGCCAGCAUCACGUGACGGGAUAUGGACACAUGGAACAAUCGAGGUAUCCUAGCUAUACGUACAGUGAAGGUGUUAGUGGACCAAUAGGUAAAGAAGAACCGGUAGGAACGUCGACUYAUGAUGUGUCACAGCAGAAGCAUCCUGUUGUUGAAUGUGUAGACACAGAUCCUGAAUGCUCACUAUACACGCAGUCUGGGUAUUGUGAAGGUUCUGUCGUCGGCUACAGCCAGGGAUAUUUGGAAGAAAAUUGCAAGAAAACAUGUGGACUGUGUAACAAUGGCGACGCAGAGGAUUAUAAUAAUAAAGAAGUUUGGAUAAAAAGGUCUAAAAUUCUCAAUUCAUAGGAAAAGCGGCAUUAGAAUGAAAUGAAAUGUAGUAAGUUUCUAUAAUGUAUAUUUUUUAUCCAAAUAAAAUUU